AUGGAUAGAGAGAAAGCUGCUCUUUAAAUAGUGCUUGGAAAACUCUAUGCAAAUCUGACAGUUCUAUGGGAAAACAAAAGUUUAUAUCCUGUGAGCUCUGAAAGGAAAUUUUUCUUUUCCUCCACUUCUAACUCUGUUCCUCAGAUAUGUAACACUUUAUCCUUGUACCCUUCAGUGGUGCUCAAACAAAAACAAAUGGAAAGUCCCUGUCAUGGUGGACAACACUGUGUUAUCUGACCUCAUGGACCCUUUUGUUGUUGACACUGAGCAGCACAGGAAAGGCUGUUUCAGAAAGGUUGCUUUCUCCCUUGCCCUUUCCUUCUGUAGGUGAGUCCAUCUCAUGCUAAGUUCGCAGAUAUAUUGAUCAGAUCUGUGGUCUUCAUAGUCCUGAUGACUGGACCUCUCCAUGUUUCAUUCCAUUUGAUGUGCUUGGAAGACCCAGUCUAGAGAUGGAAAACAUUGUCUGGUCUUCCUUUGCAUUGGUGACUCCAGAAACUUCCUGGGGCUUUCUCAAUCUCUUUCUGCCUGGUCAGGUCCCUAAGCCAUUUUUGCCACACUUCAUGGGUGUGUAUGACAAGCAAGUGAGUUGGAUCUUCUGAGAUUGUCACUCAGCAGAAAAUGAAGUCAAUAGAAACAUCCUGUCUUUGAUCUCCUGUCCUACAUGGGUACAGAUCCUAUUCUUUCAGUCUCUUUGUGUGGGUUCUGUUGGCAGAACAUGGAAUUCAUUCUCAAGAUACCACAAAAUCUGAUGCCCAUGCAUUGUAUUUUCUCUUUUCCAUUGCUGUAUUUUUCUCUUUUCCAUUGCAUCUCUUUUCCACUCUGAAUGUAGGGAGCCUUGGCUCUACCUGAUUUUGACUCUUCUUAAUUUGUAUGAUUUUGUUUCAGAAACUGGCUUUCAACAUACGCAUACACAACAUACACACUUCCAUUUCCUGUGGAAGUCUGGAUCUGUGCUCAGAUCUCUCUCCUGAAUUUGUAAUACAAAAUGUGGCACCAAAAGGGAAGACCAGUGCAGGAGAAGAAGGCCUUGCACUUCACAGGAGAAUGCAUACUGGAGAAAAAUCUUACAAAUGUAAUGAGUGUGGCAGGUCUUUUGGUAGAAAUGUAGACCUUGAAUGUCACAAGAGAACGCAUACUGGAGAUAAACCUUACAAAUGUAAUGAGUGUGGCAGGGCCUUUGGUAGAAACGUAGACCUUGAACGUCACAGGAGAACACAUACUGGAGAAAAACCUUACAAAUGUAAUGAGUGUGGCAAGGCCUUUGCUCAAAAUUCAAAACUUGUUAGCCAUCAAAGUAUUCACGGUAUAGAGAUACCUUACAAGUGUUAUGAGUGUGGCAAAACCUUUAGUGUACAUUCAAGACUAACUGUCCAUCAGGCAACCCAUACUGGAGAGAACUCUAACAAAUGUAAUGAGUGUGGCAAGGCCUUUACUCAAAAUGUAGACCUUGUAGUUCACAGGAGAACACAUACUGGAGAAAAACCUUACAAAUGUAAUGAGUGUGGCAAGGCCUUUACUCGAAAUGCAGACCUUGUAGUUCACAGGAGAACACAUACUGGAGAAAAACCUUACAAAUGUAAUGAAUGUGGCAAGGCCUUCGCUGCAUAUUCACAGCUUGUAUGUCAUAAGAGAAGGCAUACUGGAGAAAAACCUUACAAAUGUUACGAAUGUGGGAAGGUUUUCACGUGUAAUGGCUCCCUUGUCAUCCAUGGAAGAAUUCAUACUGGUGAGAAACCUUACAAGUGUUAUGAAUGUGGGAAAGCCUUUAGGGCUCGUACAAUCCUAACUAACCAUCAGGUAAUCCAUAGUGGAGGAGAACCUAACAAAUGUAGUGAGUGUGGCAAGAUCUUCUCUCGAAAUAAAUACCUUGCACGUCACAGGAGAAGGCAUACUGGAGAAACACUUUACAGAUGUAAUGAGUGUGGCAGGACCUUCAGUGGAAGUUGGCACCUUGUUAGGCAUAAAAGUAUUCACAAUGGAGAGAAACCGUACAAGUGUUAUGAGUGUGGCAAAGCCUUUCGUCUUCAUUCAAACCUAACUACCCAUCAGAUGAUCCAUACUGGAGAGAAACCUUACAGAUGUAAUGAGUGUGGCAAGGCCUUCAUUCGAAGUGGACACCUUAGAUGUCACAAGAGAACGCAUACUGGGGAAAAACCUUUGAAAUGUAAUGAGUGUGGCAAGGCCUUCACUCAAAAUGGGCACCUUGUUAAGCAUCAAAGUAUUCACAGUAGAGAAAAACCUUACAAGUGUUAAGAGUGUGGCAAAGCCUUUAGUGUACAUUCAAGACUAUCCAUCAGGCAAUCCAUACUGGAGAGAAACCUUACAAAUGUAAUGAGUGUGGCAAGGCCUUCAGUCAGAAAUCAGCCCUUAAAGUCCAUCAGGUAAUCCAUACUGGAGAGAAACCUUACAAAUGUGAUGAGUGUAACAAGGCUUUCAGACGGAAAUCAGCCCUUAAAAUCCAUCAGAUAAUGGAUAUUUGAGAUAAACCUUACAAAUGUAAUGAAUGAGGCAAGGCCUUCACUCAAAAUUCACAGCUUGUAAAUCAAAGUAUUCAUAGUGGAGAGACACCUUACAAAUGUAAUGAGGGUGGGAAAGCCUUUAGACUGCGUUCAUUGCUCAUUGUGCAUCAGACAGUCGAUACUGUUGGGAAAUAGAGUUGAGAGACAUGGAAAGUUUCAGGAGUUGAGCAAGGCUUUGCCUUGAAGUAAUCUGUUGGUGAAUUAGUUCACAAACAGAAGCUGCUUAGCAUUAAGGGGUAAUUCCACUGAUCAGGGGAAACUGCAAGGUGGUGCUUGCAGCUUGUACAAGGCAGAGCUUGGUGUGGGGCUAAAGGUUAAGAAAUGUGAUCAAGGGAUGUCAACAAAACAAACAACCUGCCACUGGAACUAUCAUAAACUUGAAGGCUGUUGCUGCUUCACUCCUGACCAUAUGUCUCGUUAUUUAGAGAAAUGGAUUAGAUAACUAUGCAGGCUCAGUGUUACUGUUUUAUGUGUUACUGCUUAAUUAACAAUUUAACUUGUAUACAGAGCCUUGUCUAUUCUAAACUUAGGGCUUAAAAUGUUUAUCUUGGGAAAAUGUUGUAACCAAUUAUUCUUUUAUCUC
Molecule: messenger RNA, 3102 nt
Organism: Microcebus murinus (gray mouse lemur)
Lineage: Eukaryota; Metazoa; Chordata; Mammalia; Primates; Cheirogaleidae
Biological process (GO): regulation of transcription by RNA polymerase II
Cellular component (GO): nucleus
Molecular function (GO): RNA polymerase II cis-regulatory region sequence-specific DNA binding; DNA-binding transcription factor activity, RNA polymerase II-specific
Source: RefSeq, a predicted model, not a curated record